Messenger RNA from Cuscuta europaea, 568 nucleotides. The record is from the annotation of a GenBank genome assembly. NCBI's taxonomy places the organism in Eukaryota, Viridiplantae, Streptophyta, Magnoliopsida, Solanales, Convolvulaceae.
UGGAUACUAUCAUUGAGAUGCUGAAGGAAAAGUAUGGGUAUAUGGUAUCAUACUGGAGAACAUGGAUGGGGAAGCAAAAGACCAUAGCAGAAAUAUUUGGCGGUUGGGAGAAGUCAUAUUCUGAAUUGCCCCAUUUCAUGACAGCGCUCCAACAUUCAAAUCCUGGAACUAUUUUGGAGUGGUACCCACCCUCUAAUACUCCCACAGGGCAAUGAAUGAGGUGGGCAGUACUUGGGAGGAGCCUUAUGCGCAUCAUAGGCUAUGUAUCCACCAUCUUGCAUCGAAUGUGCACACUCAUUUCAAAAACAUUCGUCUAAAAAAUCUUUUUGUCUGGACCGCACGGCAACAUCAGAAAAAGAAGUUUGAUGGUGGGUUCAAGAAGAUAGGUGAAAUGAGUUUGGAGGCACGACAAUUUCUGGGGAACAUUCCCCCGGAAAUGUGGUCAUUGCACCACGAUGGCGAGUACAGAUACGGUACCAUCACUUCUAAUAUGGCAGAGGUUUUCAAUAGUGUGAUGAAAAAUGCUAGAAAUUGCCCAUCACCGCUUUGGUCCAGGUUUCCUUUUACC